Molecule: messenger RNA, 921 nt
Organism: Liolophura sinensis
Lineage: Eukaryota; Metazoa; Mollusca; Polyplacophora; Chitonida; Chitonidae
Exons: 1
Coding region: 1-921 (306 amino acids)
Source: RefSeq, a predicted model, not a curated record
AUGGCGUCGUCAUAUCUGGGUCCUGAAUCGCCAAGGCCUUUGGCAGUCAUUUCUGAGGGUUACCAAAAACGUUGGAACCUGCCGGAUUACCACCCCUUUGAAAAGUACAAUUUUGGGCGGAAGUAUGAGGAGGCCAUGAUAAGACUGAUUCACAAGUACCUGGAACUCGGGACGACCGAUCGUCUCUGUUACGUCGGUGACAUCACAGGAAGUCUCGCGCCCCUGCUGCGAGAACGGUUCUGUUUACUGGAGCCAAUGACAGCUGUGAUUCCGGGGCACGUGCGUUACCUAACAACAGACAACAGUGUCAUCCCAGUGCCCAUCGCCCACACAGGCGCAGACGAGUAUUUUCGGCUACAGGCAGCGGCUAAUCAGAGCAUUUCUGGUGGAAAACCCGCCAAGGGAAUGUUCGACAAAGUUAUUCUUAAAGACGCAGUUUCGUCUCUGGAAAACCCAAUUGAAACGUACCAAAAUAUUCUGGGUUCUUGUGGUCCAGAUGGAAAACUUCUCAUAAUUCAUAGAGCCGGCAAUUUAAACACGCUGCCUCUGUUUCGGGAUGCGAAACAGCGGAUUGAUGAAACUGACAAGCCGUACGAAACUAUCCUCAAAGACUUGUACGCCUGUAACUUUGACGUCAAGUGGAAUAUUGAGUACGUACCCGUGCGGAUGGCAAAAAUAAAAUGGCUGACCAUGAUGAAGGAUAAAUUCCCGCCUGAAAUGCAAAUGCUAAGUAAUUUCGAAAUUUUUUCUGGUGUUCGCGAUCUCUCUGAAGGCGUCCUAAAAUACGAAGGAGAAGAAGUAGAGUUUUUGGACAGGUUGCUCUUCAUCACGGCCACGCCCUCCUUUACGGAACUGGCGUAUCCUAGAGUUCAAAAAUACGGAGCCAAUCGAUUUAAACCUUUCCGACCAUUGGUAACGUAA